GGAAGCCGUUGCUUUCUUGAGUGUAUUUUGAGCACAAUUUUCAAGAAACCCAAAAAUCUGGGAGCUCAAGGAACUGGAUUUACUGGAUUUUACCCAGUCUUGAGCACUAACUGUGAGUCCGACAUCUGGCUUUCUAGCUAUAUUGGCAUAUAUAUGUCUGCAACUGGCUAGCCAAGAAGAACAGCAAUGGACACACAACACCUUCCCUAUCGGUCUGAAGUGGGCAGCUGGACUCCAGAUGAUUUGGCAGACUAUUUCAGGAGGUUAAACUACAAAGACUGUGAGAAAGUUGUGAGGAAACAUAGCAUCACUGGGCAAAGAUUUCUGAACAUGUCUGAAAAUGAUAUUCAGAAGUUUCCAAAGCUAAGAAUGCCAAUUCUAAGUAGACUAAGUAUGGAUAUAAACCGAAAUGAAGAACGAAGAAGUAUUUUUCAAAAACGUACAUACACACAGAAGGUUCCUCAAAAUACAGGGCUUGGACAAGAAGAAGGUGAUAGUUGGUCUUCUUUUGAAAGUGAUGACUAUGAAUGCCCAGAUGACCAGGAGGCUGGAGUAGACUAUGAAACCCCAAAUGAUGACGAUGGUGUAGAAGAUGAAAAUGAUGGAGAUUAUGAACCUCCUCCUUCAAAUGAUGACGAGACACACCGUAAUGCUAUAUUUCCUUCGAAAUCAAUUCCAACACCCUCUGAAUACAUAGAUAGAGCUGCUCCAGUUAAAACAUCUCUUCAGCCUCCUGUUCCUCCUCAGAGGUCUAUUCCCUCUCCAACACCAGUAGCUCACAGAGGCAGAGGUGCUGCGUCACUGUUUGCUUCACCUUCAAGCAAUGAGAGUAACAAAGAAAAAAAUAUUAAAAUGUUUAAACCUCCUAUUGAUCGAACCAAAAAGCCCCCACUGAAUCAAUCUGGGCCACCGUUUGACAGAGAAUUACUAGGAGGAGUCCAAAGGGGAAUGCGUUCUGAAAUGACUUUGACACCACAGCUUAGAUUUCUAGGAGAGGAGCUGGCAAAGAUACAAAAGCCUCCUGUACCAUCAAAUGAAAAGCAUGAAAAACAUAAUCCUGCCUCUAGAAGGAUGCCACCACCCAUACAGAACAGCCAGACUUCUGAAAGAAAGGAAGUGGAAGAUGUCAAUAUUUUCCAAAGACCUGUUCCUCAGCCUCCUUUGCAAUUCUUUAACACUUUCCCUUCUAGAAGCACUAAACCAGUAUCUAAACAGAGUCCCUUGCCACCCAUGAAUAUAGUUGAUGCACAUGCAGAAAGCACUGUUUCGUCAAGUGGAUCACUACCACCACGCCUUCAGCCAAGCAACAUCUGCAGAACCUUUUCCAAAGGCCAAGCAGACAGCAGACCCCCACUGCCAGUCCUGAACAGACAAAGUACACGAACACCUAACACUGAAUAUGAAAAAGAGCAAGAAUUCUCCAAGGCCUCUCUAAAUUAUGAAUGGUAUGCUGCUGAUAUCACCCGUGUAGAGGCAGAAGGUGCCCUUAGAACCAUAAACCAGGAUGGCACUUUCUUAGUAAGAAAUAGCUCAAGAAAAACGGUUGAACAACCGUAUGUCUUGAUGGUGCUGUUCAAUGACAAAGUAUACAAUCUUCAGAUACGAUAUCACUUGGAAGAUCAGACAUACUUCUUAGGAACUGGACUGAGAGGAAAUGAGGAUUUUACUUCAGUGGGUGAUAUAAUUGAUUACUUCACAAAAGCACCGCUUCGACUAAUAGAUGGAAAGGACCGAGGUUCAAGACAGCAGUGUACAUUAACAUAUGCCGCUGGAGCUCUUUAGAAGAAAUUUUUUAUGGAGGACCAGUUCAGAAUCCACCUUUCUUGUCUCACAAAGAAGUUAGCAAUGUGAUUGAUUUAUAUUACAAGAACUUAAAUAAAAAUUAAUUAUCUCUAAUUUUUAUGUAAUAGAAUCAAUUACCUCAGUUGACUUUUCUUAUUAUCAGAUAUUAUUUUUCAUAUACCAUACACAUUUUGGAACGGUUCCUGAGUAUAAUGUCCACUGUCUUAAAUCCAUAUUAAGUAUUUUUAGGUCUGUGAACUUCAUAUUGCUUUCUUCAAGUGUGAGAAAAUAGGACUGUAAAAUUGUCUAAUUCAUGUUUAUAGCAAUUAAUACAUUCAGCAGACUAUGGGUCAAUGUUUCAAACUUUAGACGUCAAAGUACACACGCUAAUGUUUAAUCUUUGUGAAAACAUCUGCUUUCAGGUAUGAUGCUAAGUGUCAUUAGCAGAUCUUGUAUUUAGCAAAUGCAACAAGAAACAAUAAAGGCUCCUGUUUUAUGGCCCUUUUUCGAUGCCGGCCUUUUUCACAA
This is a messenger RNA of Sphaerodactylus townsendi, 2310 nucleotides long. It is a transcript of the gene LCP2, whose product is annotated as lymphocyte cytosolic protein 2. The record is from RefSeq and is a predicted model, not a curated record. Gene Ontology annotation, biological process: cell surface receptor protein tyrosine kinase signaling pathway; intracellular signal transduction. Gene Ontology annotation, molecular function: protein binding. NCBI's taxonomy places the organism in Eukaryota, Metazoa, Chordata, Lepidosauria, Squamata, Sphaerodactylidae. Bases 187 to 1782 code for a protein of 531 amino acids. The transcript has 21 exons.